Molecule: messenger RNA, 1822 nt
Organism: Thamnophis sirtalis
Lineage: Eukaryota; Metazoa; Chordata; Lepidosauria; Squamata; Natricidae
Source: RefSeq, a predicted model, not a curated record
GUACCUCUCUCAAAAGGCAAACGCUGUGUGGUGCUGGCUGAUGGCUACUAUGAAUGGCGACAACAUAAUGGACAAAAGCAGCCAUAUUUCAUUUACUUUGGCCAAACUGAGCAGGAAAUGGAUGCCAGCUAUACUGGAUGGGGAUGAAGCAGUUAAAAAAUGGCUUGACUUCGCAGAAAUACCCACAGAAUCAGCACUUCACCUUAUCCAGCCCACAGAAAACAUUUCCUUCCAUCCUGUGUCAACAAUAGUGAACAACUCCCGAAAUAAUUCAUUAGAAUGCAUUUUACCUAUUGAAUUGGAUCCCAAGAAGAAUACCAAAAUUAAUGCAAGCAGUACAGUAAUGCUUAACUGGUUAAAAAACAAAAGCCCCAGGAAAGAUGACAAGGAUGAAGACAAUUUACCACAGUGGUCCAGUCAGUUCAUCCAGACACCAACGUGUAAAAAAACUAGCAUGGACUUAAUGCACCAGUGGCUCAAAAAAGAUGGAGAACCUCCUGCAAAGCAACUGAAAAAGCAGUAAUAAUUUGGUUAUAUUGCUUAUUAACCGAGCCUGUUCUUAGCCAAAGAGGGUCUUAUGUGUUGGGUUAUUGCAAUAUUUAAAUCUCCUGAUUUAGAUUGCAAUAUAGGUAUAAUCUAUAAAUAAAUUAUAAGACUUCAGAUAUGCUUCCUUCCUGAUGCUGAGUAGGUGGGCUUUGACAUUUAACACUUAGUUUCUUUUGUCUGAAACAAAUAGAAUAUACAUGCUAAGUGCAGCAUUGACUUGACCUUUCCAAUUUUGAAAAAGCAAGUGUGUUCCAAAAUAUGUAAGAAGGAUUUAAUGUUUUUUUUUCUUCUCCAAGGACACAAGCAGAGAUUUGGUUUGUCAUGGUUACCAUCAUAGUAUUCACUCUGUGGAUUGCUUCAUCUUUUAUGGAAAUAAAUAGGUCACUUGUUAAUGCUGGAGAUUUGCUGCUGCAAUGCGGGAAUGAUAAUUUAUUUUAUUCUGAAACCAGCUCAAUUUUUUGCCCUUUUUUAUCUGUUUUGGAAGAUGUGGAAUAUCAUCUGCAUUCUGCAAGCAAUUUACAAAUAUAAUUCCUACAGGUUGGGAAGUUAUUCCAAAAGGAUCUUGUUUCACUCUUUUGGAUUUACUAUUUGUUCCAAACCUUUGAUAGUAUUGUUUAACACAUUUAUCAAAGCUAUAAUGAUGAUCAGGCCACCACUGUAGCCAGUAUUUUGAAUAGAUGGUAAGAGAAUAGCAAGGAAGAGAGAAAGAACUUGUUUUUUGGGGAAGUGAAGAUAGGUAGCAGGAAUGUUAGUUGGCUGUAUUAAGGAUAACUUGAUAUUUAGUAAAAAUGCAAUAUUGUAAACUAAAGCUUUAUAGGGUCAAGAGACAAAGGCAAAAUGUUAGCUGUUUACAAUUGAGUCAUACUGGACUCAAGGCAAAGUGUGCAGUUCAACCCAAAAGACAUCAGGACCACUAUUGUCAAAAGGGACAGCGGGGUGUUUAAAACGGUACUUCAGAAGAUAAAUCCACCUUUAUGCAUAGGAUCAACUUAUUCCACUCACAGAGAGUACAUGGCCUGAAAUUUAUGCAGAUGUAUAUUCUUCACAAAAUCCUAGGCUAAAGAGAGGAGAGAAUAUUUAACUUUAAAAAAAAGAUACUUGGUUGCAUAUUUUAUAUUUGAUAUGCAGAAAGCUAGUUGGGCUCCAAUUAUUCAAAGUUCCUAUGAAAUGCAUUAAAUUCUGUUCACUAUAAAUAAGAAGGCAAAUUUGGGAUAUUUUUAAAGGUUUUAAUAUAUAAACAAUGCUGAUAGUAUAAAUAAAGAUUUUGUGCAGUUAA